CUAAUAAACCCAGCCUGCAGUCUGAAGGGCCAGUAUCAUCUCAUAAAGCAGAAAGUCUAUCAGCGAAUGUUACUUUUGGCGAAGCAAUGUCACCGCACCAUGUUCAGGAGUCUGAUGGCAAUAAAUCUCCCCAAAUUAAGAAUGUACAUAAACCAAAGUACCAAAGCCGUAUGGCUGAAAGCAUCCCAGACAUGACAGGGAUACAUAGUAAUUCAUCAAUGAAUGAUGCCAUGCCAGCGGAAAUAUCACUGGACAAAUGGAUCAAGGGAAAGAGCAGCAGCAGGAAAGACAUAUCAGUUAUAAGGCAAAUCUACAACAGGACGUUAUACCGGGAUCCCAGUGACUACAAUCUGCUGGAUCAAGACGAGCUCUUUGGGGAAGACGAUGAUUAUAAUUUUGAGAACGCUUAUGACAAUUAUGAUUAUGAUUAUGAGGAGAUCAAUGCAUUGUUCGAAAUUGAGCAGCUAAAAGGAGAAAAAGGAGACCCAGGGCUUCCAGGCCCACAAGGACCACCAGGAUUACCAGGCCUGCCGGGGAAAAGAGGUCCAAGGGGAGAGAUUGGACCUCACGGGAUCCCUGGUUCACCUGGUCCACCUGGUCCCAAGGGUCCAAAAGGAGAUCCAGGAUCCUCACCUGGUCAGGCAGCACCUGGACAAAAGGGGGAUCGAGGGUCAAUGGGUUUGAUGGGGGAGCGGGGUCCUGAAGGCCAAAAGGGUGCGAAAGGUUAUCCCGGACCCCCUGGUCCUCCCGGAGAAAAGGGAAUUCCUGGCUUGUCUGGAUACGCGGGGGCAGUUGGUUACCCUGGCAGGCAGGGUUCAGCUGGACCUGAAGGAUUUCCUGGCCCUAAAGGCAUUGGGGGCUUUAUUGGAAUAGCUGGGGUGCCUGGACCCCCUGGACCUGAAGGGGAGAGGGGAGCGUCGGGGGCCCCGGGGAUCAAAGGACCCAAAGGAGUUCAGGGUGUUCAUGGAGACUUUGGUGAAAGAGGCCCCCCAGGUCCAGAUGGAAGCCCCGGACCGGUUGGAGGUUUAGGGCCACCUGGAUUUCCUGGUCUGAGAGGGGAUGUUGGUGAGGUGGGACCAGUUGGACCAUCAGGGAUUCCUGGACCUCAGGGACCUCCUGGGAACAUGGGAGCACCUGGAAUCAAAGGUGAUAAGGGUGAACGUGGAUUUUCAGGAGAACCAGGAGAGCUCGGGUACCCAGGAGAUAAGGGCGCAGCAGGUCUCCCAGGGCCUCCAGGACCCAAAGGAAAGCAGGGACCUCUGGGGAAAAUUGGUGAUCGAGGUCUCAGAGGACCCCCUGGACCCCCCGGGCCUGAGGGGUUUCCUGGAGACAUUGGGUUACCUGGUGUGAAUGGACCCGAAGGGCCAAAGGGUGUUCCUGGAGACAGAGGGCCAAUGGGCCCCCAGGGUCCAAAGGGUGUAGAGGGAGAAGAAGGACCAGAAGGACCUCGAGGUGCCAUCGGACCAAGGGGAAGACCAGGACGGAAAGGCUAUGCCGGUGAACCAGGUCUAGAGGGAUUAAAGGGUGAAACUGGAGACUUAGGAAAUGUUGGAAAAAUCGGUGAAGCCGGGCCGGCUGGGUUACCUGGAGAGGCUGGACCUCCUGGCAUUCCUGGAGAAAAGGGUGAGCGAGGAACUCCUGGUCCUGAGGGACCUUCUGGUGAAAAGGGAACAAUAGGUUAUCUAGGAAUUCCGGGAUUGCCGGGCGUGAUCGGGCCCCCAGGAUUACCUGGGCCAUCUGGACCACGGGGGUCUCCAGGGGAGCAAGGACCAAAGGGCUUAAUAGGUCCAAGGGGUCCUGACGGUCCACUAGGAGAACAGGGCAUAACAGGACCCAAGGGUGAAAGAGGAGAACCAGGCAAAAAAGGCAUCCCUGGACGGAUUGGAAAAGCUGGAAAUCCUGGAGAAAGGGGUGACCCAGGAAAGCCUGGAUCCCCAGGCCCAGCAGGAAGCACCGGGGACAGGGGAGCGAGUGGAGAGCCGGGACCAAGGGGCCUGCAAGGAGAUCCUGGAUCCCCAGGAGAAAUGGGAUCUGAGGGUCUGCCUGGAACUGACGGGGAAGUUGGUUUACAAGGAGAACCUGGAGGAAAGGGAGUCCUUGGACCUCCGGGGAACACUGGGGAGCCCGGCGAACCUGGAAUACGGGGGGAUCCUGGCCCUCCUGGGGAAGAUGGCGUUCCGGGCAAAGAUGGAUCAAAGGGAGAACCAGGAGACCCCGGUCUGCAAGGAGAGGACGGCGAAAAAGGAGACCCGGGGAUUCCUGGAAAUCCUGGUCCUAAUGGAGAAACUGGCAGAAUGGGUUUACCGGGGCCUGAAGGAAAAGCUGGACAUGCGGGUCAGAGGGGUCGACCAGGCAGAAAGGGAGAGAAGGGGCAGAUGGGGCCAGUUGGUGAAAUUGGAAGCCAGGGUCAUCAGGGUAUCCAAGGCAAAUCAGGAUUGAAGGGGACUCGAGGAACAAGAGGGCUAUUGGGGAGUUCAGGUCCACUGGGGCCCGAAGGAGAGCCUGGAAUUUCGGGGUACACGGGUCAUCAAGGUCAAGCAGGACACCCAGGUGCCCCCGGAACUAAGGGAGAAAAGGGUUACCCUGGAGAGGGCAGUACCGCGAUGGGUCCAACGGGCGCCCCAGGUGAACCAGGUCCAUCUGGGGUUUCUGGAGACAGAGGAGAACCAGGCGAUGAAGGUUACCCGGGUCAUCCUGGUGUUAUGGGACCAAGAGGAGCAGUUGGUCAGCAAGGAGAACCAGGUGAUCCUGGUCUGACUGGUGAACAGGGAAGGAAGGGGGUGCGCGGCGAGGAGGGAGAAAAGGGGAAGAAGGGAACGAGAGGAGCGAUGGGGAGACCCGGAAUUCCUGGGACACCAGGUCCACCUGGAGUCAGAGGAGCAGAGGGGUAUCCUGGACCUGAUUCUGUUACCGGAAAUCCUGGAAAGCUUGGUUUGCCUGGACAUCCUGGUCUACGGGGUGAGAAGGGUAGCCCAGGUGUAGAUGGACUGGCUGGCUUACCAGGCCCCCCUGGCAAGAGAGGCAUGAUGGGCAUUCCUGGCUCCACAGGACCUCCGGGAUUAAAGGGAGAACAUGGAUUACGAGGCCAUCCAGGAAAACCAGGUGGGAGAGGUUUUCUGGGAACACAAGGAGACCAAGGGCCCAAAGGGGAUUUGGGAAUAAAGGGACUUCCAGGAGACGAUGGUGACUUCGGCCUGAUGGGGUUUCAGGGUUUUCCAGGUCCAAAGGGUCCUACUGGAGACUUUGGCCACGUGGGCAUUACUGGCCCCAAAGGUCCAUCCGGACAAGCUGGUUCUAGUGGUCCAGCGGGGCCAGAUGGUAUUAUUGGACCCACUGGUUUAUUGGGAUACAAAGGAGAAAGGGGCACAAAAGGAGACAUGGGACCUCAAGGACCACCAGGUCAUCCUGGGCCCCCGGGUCCUCCAGGAAUUCCAGGGCCAACAAGGCAGCUGAGUAUAAACUCUGCCAUCCAAGCCCUAAUCGAGUCGAGCGCCGCGCUGCACAUGGAGAAUUACCAGAAUACGGAGGUGACAGACUUCAGCGCAGAGAUAUUUAAAACGUUGCGUUAUCUGGCUGAUUUAAUGCACAGUAUUAAGAAUCCACCGGGAACUCGGGAAAACCCUGCGCGGAUCUGCCGUGACCUGCUGAGCUGUGAACACAAACUCCCCGACGGAAAAUACUGGAUUGAUCCAAACCUUGGAUGCCCUUCAGAUGCCAUUGAGGUUUAUUGCAACUUCACAGCCGGUGGGCAGACAUGCCUGUCACCAGUUGCCAUUGCAAAGCUGGAGUUUGUUGUGGGGAAAGUGCAGAUGAACUUCUUGCAUUUGUUGAGCUUGGAGGCCGUCCACACGAUCACCGUCCAUUGUCUGAACUCCCCCGUCUUAAUACAUCAGCCGACAAUCGUCUUCAAGGGAUGGAACGGUCACCUGUUUGAAGGAAACAGAUUACUUGAAAGAAACGUUAUCACAGACGAAUGCCAGAUUAAGGACGACAGGUGGCACAAGACGCAGUUCAUUUUUCGCACUCAGGAAACAAAUCAGCUUCCCGUGACCGAGGUUUCAGGGCUCCCUUCUCAGGAAGGCGAACGCCACUAUUUAGAGAGCGGCCCAGUUUGCUUUUUCUGAUACAUCUGGGGAAACUUUCACCCCUCGAUCCCAGUAUCGGACAGCUCUGGCCGGUUUAUGGCAGCUGUUUGGAAGUCCUGCUACCAGAUAACCACAAAGAUGCCACUAGUGACGGUGAAAUGGAAGCCACCACUGCCUUCUUGUUGACGGAGUAGUAUGUGCAGGGUACGGGCAGGUACUCGGUACCUUUUUAGGAAACUUAUUUCACGGAAAUCCUCAUCAUAAUUAGGGCGACGCUUAUUAAAUGGGACAGAGUAAUAAAUUCACCCGAUGCUCUCCAGGAGCCCCUCCAGGGAUUGACGUCUCAGACAGGAAAUAGUGAACGGUGAUUUUUACGCAGCCAAAGGUGACCUGUGCGACCGUAACACCAACAGCAUCGGCUGAAGGAUCGUUUCGAACAGUAUUGGUUUCCUUGCGGAAAAUGGGUUAUUGUGUCCAUGUAAAAAGCAUCUUUUAGCACUGCUGCAUAUACCUCUGGGUAGAGGUGUCCGACCUCACCCCCCACCACAAGUUCCCAGUGACUUUAAUCCUGUAUGUACUGGAUACAUCACAGUAACUCCUUUAAAAGCAGGCUGUAGUUUAAGCCCAAGCAUUAUUUAUGUGAAGUUUUCUACGUAUGUAAAAGUGAUUUGUGAUCCUGCUCCAUUUUAUAGCCCGAAGAGGACUGCGUAUCAGCAGAAUAUGAUAAGCAGGAUUUAUUACACUUUUCUGUGACUGGGAUGUACUUAUUUUUUCAAACAUCCAAAGAUGUUAACAUGUAUAUAUUUGUAACAUUUAAAAAAAUUUUAAUUCAGCAAAUAUUUAAAAAAAAAUGCUGAUUUUAAGUUAUAAUAAUCAAUUCUGAUGUGUUCAGCAAUAUUACCUGGUGCUAACUUUUAAUUUAAUUUUAUUUGUCCCAAAAUAAAAAUGUUUUAAUAAAA
Spea bombifrons (plains spadefoot toad) is the source of this 5044-nucleotide messenger RNA. It is a transcript of the gene COL24A1, whose product is annotated as collagen type XXIV alpha 1 chain. Gene Ontology annotation, molecular function: extracellular matrix structural constituent. The record is from RefSeq and is a predicted model, not a curated record. Bases 87 to 4124 code for a protein of 1345 amino acids. The transcript has 58 exons. NCBI's taxonomy places the organism in Eukaryota, Metazoa, Chordata, Amphibia, Anura, Pelobatidae.